Choloepus didactylus (southern two-toed sloth) is the source of this 240-nucleotide messenger RNA. Its product is annotated as DNA-directed RNA polymerases I, II, and III subunit RPABC4-like. The record is from RefSeq and is a predicted model, not a curated record. Gene Ontology annotation, biological process: DNA-templated transcription. Gene Ontology annotation, cellular component: RNA polymerase III complex; RNA polymerase I complex; RNA polymerase II, core complex. Lineage: Eukaryota; Metazoa; Chordata; Mammalia; Pilosa; Megalonychidae. Gene Ontology annotation, molecular function: zinc ion binding; DNA binding; DNA-directed RNA polymerase activity. The coding region runs from base 1 to 240 and encodes 79 amino acids. The transcript is spliced from 2 exons.
AUGGCUUGGUGGGUCGUGAAAUACCCAGUUCAUGAUGGGCAACUCAGGUCUCACGGUAAGUCAGUGAUCCACAGAAGGCACAUGCUACCCCCAAAGCAGCAGCCGAUGAUCUGUAUCUGUGGAGAACGUCACACAGAAAAUGAAACAAAAUCCAGGGAUCCAAUAAGACGCAGAGAAUGUGGAUUUAGAAUAAUGUACAAGAAAAGGACUAAAAGAUUGGUGGUCUUUGACACUCGAUGA